CGGCGGCGGCGGCGGCGGCGGCAGAGCGGCGGGGAUGGCGGGCGCGGGGGCCGAGGCGCGCUUCGCCGGCCUCUCGCUCGUGCAGCUCAACGAGCUGCUGGAGGACGACGGGCGCCUGGCCGAGAUGGUGCAGCAGAUGGAGGAGACACAGAAUGUUCAGCUUAGCAAAGAGAUGACACUGGCCAGCAACCGCAGCCUGGCGGAGGGCAACCUCCUGUUCCAGCCGCGGCUGGACGCACUGAAGGCCCGCCUGACCCAGAAGUACCAGGAGCUGCAGGCCCUCUUCGAGGCCUACCAGAUCCGGAAGACCAAGCUGGACAAGCAGUCCAGCAGCGCGUCCUUGGAAACUCUCCUGGCACUGCUUCAGGCCGAAGGUGCCAAGAUCGAGGAGGACACAGAGAACAUGGCUGAGAAGUUUCUGGACGGGGAGCUGCCCCUGGACUCCUUCGUGGACGUGUACCAGAGCCAGCGCCGCCUGGCACACAUGCGCAGGGUCAAGAUCGACAAGCUGCAGGAGCUGGUGCUGAAGGGACAGAGACUGGCCGCGGCUCCGCUGCCCGCCCGGGCGCCCGAGCCCGCCGCCCCCCUGCCUUACCCGGCCCCGGAGGCCAGUGGGGCCCCCUCAGCCCUGCCUCGGCGAGUCCCGCCCCCACCACCCCCCGUGCCAGCGGGCCGCCUGGCUACACCGUUCACGGCUGCAGCAGGCUCGCCGGGGCCGCCCUAUCCCGGACUGGCGUGCCCACCCCUGCCCCCCCGCGUGGGGCUGCCCCCCCAGCCGGGCUUCUCUGCGCAGUUCGUGUCCCCGUACCCACCGGCGCUCCCCCAGAGGCCCCCGCCCCGCCUGCCCCCACACCAGCCCGGCUUCAUCCUCUAGGCGCCUCCCAGGGGGCUGCCACCCGGGGGGCCGGGCACGGGGGCCUGUAGAUGUAGAAGCAGGUGUGUCCUGCCCCCGCCCUGUCCCCAGACGCCGGUGCCCAGCCCGUGGGGGGCCGGCGUGGAAGGUGCUUCUGAUUGGGGGGCGUCGCCAGCCCCCCGGGACCUGGAAGCCACAAGCGGAGUUUGCACCGGCUGCGGCUGGCCAGUGCCACUCAGCAGAACACCCCACAUCUCACCAAGUCCUUUUCCUGUUUUAUAUUGGAAAACUUUUUCGAUACUCGUAAAGGACCAUUCAGGGAAUCUACAAAGACGCACACGUGUUGUGAGCCGUGGAGCGGAGGCGGCCCCUGUGGCCAGCAGUGCGCCCGCCCGCGCUGUGCCUUAGCCUGACCGGUGUGUGUGUGUGGGGGUGGGGAGCGCCGCCACAUGUGACCGUCCCAGCAGGCCUGGGCGAGGCCGCAGCCUUUGCACUCUCCCCUUGCUCUGCGCCUAGACUUGAAGCCGAACUUCCGCGGCUGCGCGUGGACUCGCCAUAAAUCUAGAACAAGGUGCCACCCGGCCCCUGGGGUCCCACCAAAAGGGCGCGUGGUGUCCUCCCGGGGGCAGCGGCCGCCCUGCCACCUCUGGGGCCACAUUGGAGCUGUUUGUAAAGUUGUAGUAGGAUCUUUUACAUAGAAGAAAAUAAACAAGUUCUUGGUA
Molecule: messenger RNA, 1575 nt
Organism: Sorex fumeus (smoky shrew)
Lineage: Eukaryota; Metazoa; Chordata; Mammalia; Eulipotyphla; Soricidae
Gene: VPS37B
Product: VPS37B subunit of ESCRT-I
Exons: 4
Coding region: 35-874 (279 amino acids)
Biological process (GO): ubiquitin-dependent protein catabolic process via the multivesicular body sorting pathway; protein targeting to membrane; protein targeting to vacuole
Cellular component (GO): ESCRT I complex
Source: RefSeq, a predicted model, not a curated record